CGGAAUACAUUAGCGGCCAACCAAUUCUGUCAUAUAUAAGUGUAUUUUUAUGGGCAGUUCCCACAAAGCUGCUCACUGCUGAUCGUUGCAGACCGCUCAGACAACCCGCGUAUAACCGCACUUAUCUUACGAAAUGCCUUCAUAUGCCAUAGUAAAGUUCGAGAAUUUCAAAGGUAGAGCGUCCAAAUAUGUAUUCGUGCCGGAAUCCUGGGUGAAAUACCGCCGUCCCAUUGACAAUGUGUGUGUGAUUUAUUUGCCCGCCGACGAAGCGUCGAUAGAAGAACGCGCUAAGAACUUGGAGACACCGGCAGCCGAUUGGAAGCAGCACCUGUGUCAAGUAAAACACUUUGCAGAUAAUUACUGCGAUGCCAUGAUUGCCACCAUGCAGUACGACGCUGAGGAUCCAGUCGUCGGUACAAGCACUGAAGAACAAACAAAAGAAAGACGCACAUCUACACAACCGACAACGGAAGACUUGGCGAACAAGUCUAGCUACAGUAUAGUAGAUGUAACCAUGGACGAGCCAAACGAUAGCAUUCUACAACCAAACGCAUCCCAGUCAUUUAUUGACAAUAGGAACAAUAUUUCAGCACAAAUCGAAAAUUACCUCUCUCAAAUUCAAGAAGCUGGGUCUUACCUCUUAAAUUUACUAAAAGAGGACGUAGUACCAAGACGGGAAAAAAGGGUUGUCCACGUGCCGCCGGAGUUCGACGAAAAUGACACAAGAUGGACACUGAGACAUCGGCAGCCGGGCCCGGGGCUGAAAGAGCUCAUUGAAAACUCCGACGUGUAUGUUGAGGUGGCUAAACUUAAUAGAUACACUGGUAUAGCAACUUCAAGCGAAUACCUCACUAAGGUAUUGAUGACGAUUAUUUUUACUGACGAAGCGCUGUCUUAUUGUAAUAUGUUUGCACAGAAAAAGAACAAAUUGGAUAAUAAUGCAGUGAACGUGCUGUUUGAAUUCGUAAAAGGUUUUGCUUCUAGAAAGGGUUGGCCUGCUGUUGAUUUAGUGACUUUUAACGACUGGGUACGAAGCAAACUACGAAGUAUGAAAAUUCAGUUGCUGCCCUAAGUUCUCGCGCUGGACAUUGUCAAGCACGCGUGCGCCGGCGCCGGGUGGAUCCAUUAUACAUUAUCAGAUUUGUUGUUGGCUUUCGUGUGGCCAGUGGGAUAGUUUAGAGUAAGGCUCCAUCUUUCCGAUCCGUACUCCUUCUUCAGUAGAAUAAUAUUUUGUGAAACAGAUAAGUAAUUUCAGA
Messenger RNA from Manduca sexta (tobacco hornworm), 1256 nucleotides. RefSeq lists its product as uncharacterized. The record is from RefSeq and is a predicted model, not a curated record. NCBI's taxonomy places the organism in Eukaryota, Metazoa, Arthropoda, Insecta, Lepidoptera, Sphingidae.